Messenger RNA from Xiphophorus maculatus (southern platyfish), 2789 nucleotides. It is a transcript of the gene shmt2, whose product is annotated as serine hydroxymethyltransferase, mitochondrial-like. The transcript is spliced from 13 exons. Gene Ontology annotation, molecular function: mRNA 5'-UTR binding; cobalt ion binding; glycine hydroxymethyltransferase activity. The coding region runs from base 102 to 1607 and encodes 501 amino acids. Lineage: Eukaryota; Metazoa; Chordata; Actinopteri; Cyprinodontiformes; Poeciliidae. Gene Ontology annotation, biological process: protein homotetramerization; purine nucleobase biosynthetic process; tetrahydrofolate interconversion. Gene Ontology annotation, cellular component: mitochondrial inner membrane; cytoplasm; cytosol. The record is from RefSeq and is a predicted model, not a curated record.
CGAGGGUAACCAGCCGUUGCAGACAGCUUGAAGCUCCCUGUUGGGUCUGUGUCAGGUUUGCUUGUUGCACCGCUUUACCCACCAGCCUCACAGCUGUAAACAUGCUGUCAUUCGCUUUCAAGCAGCUCACACGGCCCUUGUGCCAGCAGCCCUCCAUUCGUCUCAGUGUACGGUUCCAGCAGUCCCAUGCAGCCACCCGAACGGUGGAUGAAGAUGGAUCCUGGACCGGACAGGAGAGUCUGGCUGAGGACGACCCAGAAAUGUGGGCUCUGCUGCGGAAGGAGAAGGACAGACAGUGCCGUGGUUUGGAGCUCAUUGCGUCUGAGAAUUUCUGCAGCCGAGCAGCUCUGGAAGCUCAGGGCUCCUGUCUGAACAACAAAUAUUCUGAAGGCUAUCCAGGGAGAAGAUACUACGGUGGAGCAGAAGUGGUUGACCAAAUCGAGCUUCUGUGUCAGAAGCGAGCUUUGGAGGCCUUUGACCUGGACCCAGAGAAGUGGGGCGUCAACGUCCAGCCAUACUCGGGUUCUCCUGCUAACUUUGCUGCCUACACAGCUGUACUCAAGCCGCAUGACCGCAUCAUGGGCCUGGACCUGCCCGAUGGUGGACAUCUGACCCAUGGCUACAUGUCAGAUGUGAAGAGGAUCUCUGCAACAUCAAUCUACUUUGAGUCCAUGCCUUAUAAGCUAAACCCUGGAACGGGACUCAUAGACUAUGAGCAGAUGGAAAUGACAGCCAAGCUGUUCCGGCCCAGGCUCAUCAUCGCUGGCACCAGCGCCUACGCUCGCCUCAUUGACUAUGCCCGCAUCAAGAAGCUAUGCACAGGUAUUAAUGCCUACUUGCUCGCGGACAUGGCUCAUAUUAGUGGUCUGGUAGCUGCAAAGGCAGUGCCUUCACCGUUUGAACAUGCUGACCUGGUCACUUCCACCACACACAAGUCCCUCAGAGGAUCCAGGGCUGGCCUUAUCUUUUACCGUAAGGGUGUCCACUCAGUGGACAAGAAAGGAAAAGAAAUCAUGUACGACCUGGAAGACAAAGUCAACUUUGCAGUGUUUCCCUCCCUGCAGGGUGGACCUCACAACCACGCCAUUGCUGGAGUAGCAGUGGCUCUUAAACAGGCUCAGUCUCCUAUGUUCAGGGAGUAUAUAGCCCAGAUACUAAAGAAUGCAAAGGCUAUGGCUGCAGCUCUUCUCAGCAAAGGCUACACUCUGGUAUCAGGUGGAACUGACAACCACCUGGUUCUGGUGGACCUGCGGCCAAAAGGUAUUGACGGCGCUCGAGCUGAAAGAGUGCUGGAGCUCGUGUCGAUCACGGCCAAUAAGAAUACGUGUCCUGGAGACAAGAGCGCAUUGACCCCUGGAGGCCUCAGGCUGGGUGCUCCAGCUUUGACUUCCAGACAGUUCAAAGAAGACGACUUUGUGCAGGUUGUCGAGUUUAUGGAUGAGGGAUUUAAGAUCGCUUUGGAUGUCAAGAAAAAGACAGCAAAGCUCCAGGACUUCAAGAACUUCCUCCUCCAGGACCCGGAGACGGUGGCGCGCAUUGCAGAUCUGCGACACCGGGUGGAGGCUUUUGCCAGGCCGUUCCCCAUGCCUGGCUUCUGCGACCAUUAGGCGGAGUCACAGAAGAAGCUGCUCUUCGUGGCGCGUGAGAAGAUUAUUCUCAGCUGUCUUCACACAGUUCUAGUGCAAGUGUGAAAGGAAAAAACUUGUCAAAUCAAAGCUACACAAACACUUUUCAGUCUGACUUUACACAAACUUGUAUCUUCAGGACACAGUCCAAGUCUUAAUUUUUUAAAGGUUCCUAUAAUGUGCAUCACCUAUAUUAUUUUCACAAUAAGAUUUUUUUUUUUACAGUUUUGUGGCAUCAUUUGCUUUUUUGAAAAGUCUUAAUUUCUCUCUGAAAAGAUGCAAUUCUACUUAAGAUGUCAGAAUAUUAUUUUUUGAAAUGCAAUUUAAAAAUAUUUUGAGCCGAAGUUAUAUGAAACUAUAUAUUUCAACAUGAUGUAGUUUAUUACAACACUACAAAUUAUGACCAGCAUAUUUUUGACUCACUUAACCUAUGUUUUCUUGUUUCUUUGUUUACACAACAGGAGCAUGUUGUAGAUUUCAGAUUUUAAUUGUUCUGUGCUUUGCUAUGAAAUCAGUAUUAUAAUUAAUCAAUUCAGUUGUACGGAUGUCGACUAAUCAUGCCAACCUCUCAUGUAAUUUGUUUACAAAGAGUAUAUACUUUUCUAUUCAUGGUUUUUAAAAACGUAAAUACAGAAUUCCCAUCAUUUGACCAUUUAAAGAGUUUUGAAAAGAUUUCAUAACUGUUCUUUCUGUCAUGUCUUAUUUAUCUAAUUUUUCAUCAUAUUCUUCUUAACUUAAAACAGUAAGGAAAUAUAGGCCUAAUAAAACAUGUUUGAGUGUUUUGUAGUCUUAGCUGGUUCACAGUGUAGUGCUGUUGUCAUGGUCACUGCAUCAGUGAUAAAGUGGGAUUUCUGUUUGUGAAAUGAUGUUAAAAAAGCAUAAUGAGGAAAUACUUCUUAACUCUGAGAUUGUUUCUUACUUUGCACAAAGCACAAAAUUCAAAGUAAAUUGAUUUCAAAACAUUUUUUCCAUAUAUUACAGCUUUUGAGCUAAGCAUUUGCCAAAAUAUACCAGGAAGUAUUUUUGCUAACAUGUUUAUUCAUCAACUGUUGGUCUAUGAAUCAUCUGAGACGCUGUCAUUGUACACUGAAACCUUUCGCAGCUUUGUUUUACAGAAUAUUUUUUAGUAAUUUUGUUUGUAUAAUGCUAAUAAAAUAAAUCAUA